This is a messenger RNA of Aspergillus pseudonomiae, 2892 nucleotides long. RefSeq names its product pantothenate transporter. The record is from RefSeq and is a predicted model, not a curated record. Gene Ontology annotation, cellular component: membrane. NCBI's taxonomy places the organism in Eukaryota, Fungi, Ascomycota, Eurotiomycetes, Eurotiales, Aspergillaceae. Gene Ontology annotation, biological process: transmembrane transport. The transcript has 18 exons. The coding region runs from base 1 to 2892 and encodes 963 amino acids. Gene Ontology annotation, molecular function: transmembrane transporter activity; NADP binding; flavin adenine dinucleotide binding.
AUGACUCGCACACAAAUCCGGAAGGUAGCGGUCAUUGGUGCCGGGAUUAGUGGUGUUGUUUCCGCGGGACACCUGCUCGCGGCCGGAUUUGAUGUCACAGUCUUCGAGAGAAAUAAAUUUGCAGGAGGAGUCUGGCUGUACGAUGAACGACAGCCGGUAGAGCCGCAGUAUCCCGCCACGAAGCCGUCGGAAACAGAUCAGCCGGCGAAAGAUCGACACCAGAAGGAGACAUUCGUUCUCGAACAUGCACCGCCUGGCCCUUGUUAUGAGGGUUUGAGGAAUAACGUCCCCACGCCUUUGAUACGCGUGAAGCUCAAUGCAUGGCCGGAAGGGACUCCAGACUUCGUCAGCCACGAUGUAAUCAAAGACUAUAUUCAGGAUACAUCGCGCAAAGCGAAAGUAGAUGACGUCACAAUUUAUGGAGCGCGAGUAAAAGAUCUUCGCAAACGUGGUGAUAAAUGGGAGGUUGUCUGGUCGACAGUUCACGAGAACGACCAGUCAGACACCGUGGUUGAAUUGGAAGAAAUCUCGAUAUUUGAUGCGAUCAUUGUCGCAUCUGGACACUACCAUGCGCCGCGUAUUCCAGAUAUACCUGGCUUGUCGGAAGCGAAGAGCCAUUGGGAUUCUCGAAUUAUGCAUUCGAAGGGAUAUCGAAAGGCAGAAGGCUUCGAGAACAAGAAUGUCCUUCUCGUUGGCGGUGGAGUAUCAUCCACAGAUAUUGCGAAGGAAAUUGGCCCCGUCGCCAAAACUGUCUAUCAAAGCACAAGGAACGGCGACUUUGAUCUUCCAGAAGCCAUGCUCCCUGAUAACGGGGUGAGGAUCGGUGAAAUAUCCCACUUUGACAUCGAGAGCGACAAGGACACAAUUUCCGAUGACGAGCCAUUGCCCUUAACCAUACAUCUGAAAUCGGGGCAGAAACUAUGCGGAAUCGAUAGGGUUAUCAUCUGCACUGGUUAUCACAUCACACUUCCUUUCCUGCGAGAUUACCACAGUGACGACACGCCUGCUGAGCUUGCCGAUGAGAGGAUUCUGGUCACUGAUGGGACUCAAGUACAUAACCUGCAUAAAGACAUAUUCUACAUUCCCGAUCCCACGCUGGCCUUCAUCGGGGUUCCCUACUACACCGCCACAUUUACCCUGUUCGAAUUCCAGGCGAUCGUGGCAACGCAGGUCUUUGCUGGAAUUGCCAAGAUACCCUCUGAGGAUAUUAUGAGAUUAGAGUACUUGGCCAAAAUCAAGGAGGUUGGGAGUGGGAAGAAGUUUCACUCGUUGAAAGAUAAGGAAGAAUUUUACGUGAGGGAUCUAUUGCAAUGGGUGAAUGAUGACAGGGCUACCUACGGGCUUGGCCCCCUGGAAGGACACUCCCCCCAGUGGCUUGAAGCCAAGGAAGUGCAUCGAAAAUGGAUUCAAGAUCGUUGGCAAGAGACAGGUCGGAGGGACAGUGGUGUCGGCGAGCUUCCGGUGUUGGCAACAGACAACAUGGCUCCAUCGCAAGCCAUAGCAGAGGAACGAGCCGUCGAUUCAACAAGCGACAUCGUACAGAAAGCCCCGAAGCGCAAAUGGGUCAGCUAUAUCUGGGAUACAUUCGACAAGUCGCCCGAGGAGCGGAAAUUGAUGUUCAAAUUGGAUUCGGCGAUUUUGACAUUUGCCUCUCUUGGAUACUUUAUCAAAUACCUGGAUCAGAUCAAUAUUAACAAUGCCUUUGUGUCUGGGAUGAAAGAAGAUCUCGGCAUGUACGGCAACGAGCUCAAUUACAUGCAGGCUUGCUGGACGGUGGGAUAUGUUAUUGGGGAGAUUCCGAGUAAUAUCCUUCUUACGAGGAUUAGACCCCGAUAUUGGCUUCCGGCUAUGGAGUUGCUCUGGACCGUGUUGACCUUCGCUUCGUCACGAUGUAAUUCUGCGACCCAAUUUUAUGUUCUGAGGUUUUUUAUCGGCCUCGCGGAAAGUACCUUCUACCCCGGCAUGCAGUAUCUCAUCGGCUCGUGGUACCGGAAAGACGAACUAGCGAAGCGAUCGUGUAUCUUCCAUACGAGUAGUGGGAUUGCGAGUAUGUUUUCGGGGUAUUUAAUGGCUGCGGUGUAUAACCUCGAGGGACGAGGCGGGUUUAGAGGAUGGCAAUGGCUGUUUAUUGUGGAUGGUAUUAUCUCGCUUCCGGUUGCACUGAGCGGCUUUGUUCUUCUGCCCGAUGUGCCUGAGAUCUCGAAUCCGUGGUACUUGACCAAGGAGGAAGUGGCACUAUCACAGAAGCGAAUGCAGCUCGAAGGACGCAAGAAUAGGGAGCCGUAUACUAAAAGCAAGCUGAAGAAGAUCUUCACAUCGUGGCAUAUUUAUCUUCUCACUGUCCUGUAUAUAACAUUCAACAACGGCGCCGCCGGAUCUCAACCCGUCUUCCAACAAUGGCUCAAACAUUCGACGGACCCCAAAUACUCCGUCGGCCAGAUCAACGCUUACCCAACGACCACAGCCGCAGUCCAGGUAGUGACUACGCUUGCCUACGCCUGGUCCUCCGACACAUUCCUAAACGGAAGACGCUGGCCGCCGAUCAUUUUCGGCGCGAUUGUAAAUAUAAUCUCCUACGUCUCCCUCGCCGUCUGGGACAUCCCUAACGGCUGGAAAUGGACCUGUUACAUCAUCGCCGGUGCAGGAUACGGCUUAAGUGGACUUUGCAUGGCCUGGGCCCACGAAAUCUGCUCCGACGACAACGAAGAACGGUCUCUGGUAAUCGGCAGCAUGAACGAAAUGGCCUACGUGUUCCAGGCGUGGCUACCCCAGGUCGUGUGGCAGCAGGUGGAUGCGCCGCAGUAUCGGAAGGGCUUUAUCACUGUUUCUAUUCUGUCGGUUAUAUUGAUCGGGACGGCGUUGUUGAUUAGGGAGGCCGUGGGGAAGAUCUGA